AUGUCUUCUAAAUAUAGCAGAAAUUCAAUGCCGAGCUGGGUUUGAUGAACCUUGAUCAAAUCCCUUAUUGAUAUAUCAUAAAUUAAACCGUGUUUUCUCCUAGUUUGACUUUUAAUUGCGUACAAUCCAAGUACUCUUUCAUUCUUUACACAUUUCUUCAGAUUUCCUUUUAAAAAAUUUCUCUUUGCCAUUUUUCUUCCUGGAACAUCUCUUUUGUUCUGCUAGAUUCUGCUUCGGAUUGGGAUAGAUAAAAGGGUGCCUUCGUGUUUCUUUGAUUGCUGCUUUGUUGAAUAGAUUACGAACUUAUCGUAAAAGAGAGAACGAAAGAAAGAAAUAAAGCAGGGAAGGGUGAAUUGGUAUCUGAGUUGAUCUGGGUCUCGUCUGCUUCAACCAUUUCUGCAAGUUCGGGAUUUGUUUAGGGUAAAAAUUUCAUUGACCAUGAACAGAUAAGCACUACACAUUAUGGGUUGGCUUAGCAAAAUAUUUAAAGGCUCAGGACACAAAGAUUCAGAAGAGCAUUUCCAUGCAAACUAUGGUGGAGAUUCAAAUUAUUAUGCACCUGCUAGUUCAGGGGAUAUGUGGGCAGAGAGCCCGAAUGAAGAUAUGGAUCGUGCUAUUGCACUCUCUCUGUUAGAAGAAAGUCAAAAGGGAAAAAAUGUGAUUGAUCGUGAUUCUCAAUUGAAGGAUGACGAACGACUUGCUCAAGCUAUACAAGAGAGCCUAAAUGCAGAGUCUCUUCCUCGAUAUGAAUAUGGAAAUGCAUAUCAACCUGCCCCUGUUGACUUCCCUCUGGGGUUAAGGGUUUGUGCCGGUUGCUAUGCUGAGAUUGGUUAUGGACAAUAUCUGAAUUGCCUGAAUGCAGUUUGGCAUCCUGAAUGCUUCCGGUGCCAUGCUUGCAACCUACCGAUAUCUGAUUAUGAGUUCUCUACGUCUGGGAAUAAACCAUACCAUAAAUCUUGCCACAAGGAGAAUCACCACCCUAAAUGUGAUGUUUGCAAGAAAUUUAUUCCAACAAACCCUGCUGGUCUAAUUGAAUAUAGGGCACAUCCAUUUUGGGUCCAAAAAUACUGCCCUUAUCAUGAACAUGAUGGCACUCCUCGGUGUUGCAGCUGUGAGCGAAUGGAGCCACGAGACACAACAUAUGUUGCCCUUAACGAUGGUCGGAAGCUCUGUCUGGAGUGUCUGGACUCUGCAAUUAUGGAUUCCAAUGAAUGCCUACCCCUCUAUACUGAUAUACAACAGUUUUAUCAAGAUUUACAUAUGAAAGUGGAGCAGCAUGUUCCAUUACUCUUGGUUGAAAGACAAGCACUAAAUGAAGCAAGAGAAGGAGAAAAGAAUGGCCAUUAUCACGUGCCUGAGACCAGAGGACUCUGCCUUUCUGAGGAGCAAACUAUCAGCACUGUUUUAAGGCGACCAAGGAUUGGGGCAGGAAAUCAAGCGAUGAAUAUGAUAACAGAGCCCUACAAACUACGCCGUCAUUGUGAGGUCACCGCAAUUCUCAUAUUGUAUGGUCUUCCAAGGUUGCUUACUGGAUCAAUUUUGGCUCAUGAGAUGAUGCAUGCAUGGCUGCGUCUUAAAGGUUACCCAAGUCUCAGUCAAGAUGUUGAGGAAGGUAUCUGUCAGGUUCUAGCUCUCAUGUGGUUGGAUUCCAAGCUCAAGUCUGGAUCAGUCAGCAAUCUUGCAUCAGCCUCAUCUUCUUCCUCUGCACCAAAAAGGGACAUGAUAUCUCAAUUUGAAAGAACGCUCGGGGAGUUCUUUAAACAUCAGAUCGAGUCAGACGGUUCACCAGUGUAUGGAGAUGGAUUCAGAGCUGGCCAACGGGCAGUGGGUAAAUACGGUCUUCAGGAGACCCUUAACCAUAUAUGGAGGACAGGGAGCUUUCCUCAUUGAAGUCUGGCUCCCCAGAUUUCUAUUUGUGCUUUUCUUUCUUUUCACUGAGAUUUCCCCAGAUCCAAAGCGUGUAGAAUUAACUCUGUAGAAUUUUUUUUUUUUUUUUUUAAAUUCUCAUUUUUUGUAUAGAAUAAACUAAUUGAUUAGUUAUUAUCAAUAUUA
Molecule: messenger RNA, 2052 nt
Organism: Juglans microcarpa x Juglans regia
Lineage: Eukaryota; Viridiplantae; Streptophyta; Magnoliopsida; Fagales; Juglandaceae
Product: protein DA1-like
Exons: 12
Coding region: 463-1890 (475 amino acids)
Molecular function (GO): ubiquitin binding
Source: RefSeq, a predicted model, not a curated record